Molecule: messenger RNA, 1359 nt
Organism: Aspergillus saccharolyticus JOP 1030-1
Lineage: Eukaryota; Fungi; Ascomycota; Eurotiomycetes; Eurotiales; Aspergillaceae
Product: glycoside hydrolase family 76 protein
Exons: 4
Coding region: 1-1359 (452 amino acids)
Biological process (GO): carbohydrate catabolic process; fungal-type cell wall biogenesis
Molecular function (GO): mannan endo-1,6-alpha-mannosidase activity
Source: RefSeq, a predicted model, not a curated record
AUGGUCAGCAGCCUAGUUCAGGCCAGUCUCAAUAUCCAAGUCAACGAUGCUAACUCCCUCGCGACUGCCGGCACGGCCAUCGCCGACCCGAUGAUGACCUUCUACAAGCAAAACCAGACGGAAGGCAUUCCCGGAAAACUCACCGACACCUGGUACAUUGCCGGCAGCAUGUUCAUGACCCUGAUCCAGUUCUGGCACGCGUCCGGCGUGACUACCUACAACUCGGUCGUUUCGCAUGACCUGAUGUUCCAGGCCGGUGAGAACUACGACUUUUUCUCGGCCAAUUAUAGUCAGUGGCUGGGUAACGAUGAUCAAAUGUUCUGGGGAUUGGCCGCCAUCACUGCUUCCGAGGCUGGCUUACCGGAGCAAGACGGGAAACCAUCUUGGACCUCGCUGGCACGCGCCGUGUUCAACAUGCAGGUCAAUCGCUGGGAUAACCAGACCUGCAAUGGAGGCAUGCGGUGGCAGGUUUGGCCUUACCAGGCGGGGUAUACGAUGAAGAACGCCAUCUCGAACGGAGGACUGUUUGAGCUAUCGGCCCGCCUUGCUCGCUUUACCAAGAAUGGAACGUAUGCCGAAUGGGCAGAGAAGAUCUGGGACUGGUCCGCCACGACGCCACUGCUCAACACGAACCUUACUAUCUGGAACAUCGCCGAUUCAACCUCCAACGAGGCCAACUGCAAGGACGCCGGGAACAACCAGUGGACUUACAACUACGGGACGUAUCUAUCGGGAGCGGCUUUUAUGUACAACUACACCAAUGGCAGCGCCGUGUGGGAGGAGCGCGUCAACCGUCUGCUCGAUUCAACCUUCGCGAAAUUCUUUCCGGCCCAGUUCAGCAGCACCAAUUACGGCAACGGAUCGGUGCUCUCUGAGGUCGCGUGCGAGCCUAUUCUGUCUUGCGAUCGCAAUCAACUCUGCUUCAAGGGUUACGUGGCUAUGUGGUUGGCGUUCACGGCUAUCCUGGUGCCGUCCACGAGGGAUCUCAUUGCGCCGAAACUCGCGGGAUCCGUGGAGGCCAUCAACUUGCAGUGCUCGGGCACGGCGGAGGGGAUGAGCAACUUGUGCGGCGUGCGAUGGUAUCAGCCCUCGUGGGACGGCGAGCUGGGACUGGAAGUCCAGAUGAGCGCACUGGGUGGGGUGACCUCACAGCUGAUGCUGCUGGCGAGCCAGUCGCCGCUGACGAUCGACACCAACCCGAACGCAACGGAGCAUCACAUCGACACGAGCGCGGACGAGAAGAACCCGUCGGAGUCCAAGCCCAUCACGACGGCCGAUCGCGCGGGGGCGUGGAUUCUGACAGUGAUGCUGGGCAGCGGAGCGAUCGGGUGUGUUGGCUGGUUGAUCAAGACACAGUAG